ACUUAUCUUUGUUAAAUGUUUUGCUCGAAAUUUGUUUGAAGCUAUAUUUCUUCAAAUUACUGUUUGGCUUGCCUUGAUAUAUUGUUAAAUAAUGCAUAUUAGUGGGGCUAAACUUUGCUGAGUUAUUCUACUUACAUUUAAAUUUGUAUUAACCUAAUGUAAGCAAAAGAAAGAGUUUAAGAAAGAAAAAAACGCAAAGAAAGUAGGCUACUUACGUUUCAUGGCCCCUGAACGGUUAAGCUAAAAAAAAAAAAACACUUCCUAUGCAACUGUAGGUUAUUUAAUUAUGACCUGAAAUACAGUAAAAACCAUGAAAAUUAAUAAAUGUUGUACUUUUAAACAUUAUACCACAUCUACACGCUCGCGACCGUACUAGAUCGCUUCUACAGUAAACAUCUGAGGCGCGCGACACAUUCCAGGAACAUUCCGGUUUUGUCGCUCGCGAGCUCCGUGGCUCCGCCCGAUGUCAGGUGCACCUCUCCUCGAGAGAGAGGACGAAACUUGCGCUCACUGUCCUCAGUCAAAUCACUUCAUCUCACUCUCACGACAACAAAGAAUCACCGCAGGUGAAAGUAACCUACUCAGUUUAACUCACCUGGACGGAUAUAUAUAUAUGAUGGAUUUGAUCUAAAACAUUUUGUAGGCUAACAGGAGCUGAGAGCAACAGCAGACAGGAUGAGUUGGGGAGCACUUUAUGCCCAGCUGGGAGGGGUCAAUAAACACUCCACCAGCCUGGGAAAGAUCUGGCUGUCUGUCCUCUUCAUCUUCCGCAUUAGCAUCCUUGUAAUAGCCGCCGAAGCGGUCUGGGGGGAUGAGCAGUCCGACUUCACCUGUAACACACAACAGCCAGGCUGCAAAAACGUCUGCUAUGACCACUUCUUUCCAGUCUCACACAUCCGUUUCUGGUGCCUGCAGCUCAUCUUUGUGUCUACACCGGCUUUGCUGGUGGCUAUGCAUGUGGCAUAUCACAAACACAAUGUAAAGAAGGGACUUCUGGCCAACCGAGGUGGCGGUGUCAAAGGGGAGGACCUGAAGAGCUUGAAGAAGAGGCGUCUACCCAUCACUGGGGCACUGUGGUGGACCUACACCUCAAGCCUGUUCUUCAGGCUCCUUUUCGAGGCUGGAUUCAUGUACGCUCUGUAUUAUGUCUACGAUGGGUUUCAGAUGGCUCGUCUUGUGAAGUGUGAGCAGUGGCCCUGUCCCAAUAAAGUUGACUGCUUUAUCUCACGACCAACAGAGAAGACAGUCUUCACCAUUUUCAUGGUGGGUUCUUCUUCCAUUUGCAUUGUGCUCAAUGUGGCUGAACUGGCCUACCUGAUAGUCAAAGCACUGCUGAGGUGCUCAGCCAGAGCCAGAGGAAGGCGUUCCUUUGUUCACCAAGAUGAAAUGUCCACAGAAAAGGCGCAGUUACAGAAUGAAAAGAAUGCAAAGUUGCUGUCAUCUGCAUCGGACUCUUCAAGCAAUAAGACUGUUUAAGAUUAUCCCUACACCCCGUGACUAAUUCUAUCAACAGGCUUGUAGAUAACAGUGUUUUUACUUUUCUAAUGCCAUUAGAGCAGUGAUUCUCAACUGGUGGGCCUCAGAGCGCUACCUGGUGGGCCGUGUAGGCAGUGAAUCGCCCCAAAUUGAUUUUUAUUUUUUUUUUUAUUGUUCUUAUUAAUUGAAAUGAUCAAAACCACUUAAGUCAAGUCAAGAUGCAUUAUCUUAAAGCUAAUUUAUGUUUAAAUAUUUCAACACCAAUCACGUCACAAUGUCAGAUUGAACGUUUGUUCGAUCACGUGCAGUUAUAUUACGUUAAUGUAAUAUGGAUUGUUUUCAGAAAAGAAAAGCAGAUUUGGGAGACAGACCCAUGCAAGCAAAAUCUUCGAAGUGUGUGGCGAGAAAAUACGACGAAUACAUUAAAUUUGGUUUUAUAAGGGCAGGUGCUGAGAGCUGAGUGUGUUGAAUGUGGAGAAAUUUUGUCAAAUGAGGCUAAAACCAUCAAAGCUGCAGAACAUAGUUGCUUUUACAUAUUUUAUGAUUUUUUUAUGACGACAAAUAGUUAAUAACAUUACUGUAACACUGUACUUUCACCAAAUUCAGUUCACACAUCACUGCUCUCCUGCUGGUUAUACUACAACACUCAUUUUGAAAAGAAUUGCUUUUGUAUGAUUUUUUUUAUGAUUAUUUACUAUAAAAAUAGUCAAGAGCUUCAGUUUUUGGACAAGUCAAUAAUUUCACUGUAACACUGUAAAUAAUCAUAAAAAAAUAAUACAAAAGCCAUUAUUUUCAAAAUAAGUGUUGUACCAGCAGGAGAGCAGUGAUGUGUGAACUGGAUUUGGUGAAAGUACAGUGGGUUAGUCAAUUUAUUAACUAUUUUUUGUAAAAAAAAAAUAAAAAUAAAAUAAUUAAAAUAUGUCAAAGGUAUUAUUUUCAAAAUAAGUUUUAUAGUAUCAGCAGGAGAGCAGUGAUGUGUGAACUGAAAACAAAAAAGGUUCAGAUUGGAAAUAUCUACUGCUCAAGUAUUUGAACAGACAGACAGUCAUUGGUCAGACCUGCCUGCUAUUGUAAGAAUAAAUAGUUACUGAAACCUGCCAAGUCUUUGUUAUACAAGGACAGUUUUCAUCUUUAUAGCUGACUUGACAGUGGCAUAACAGAUUAACAGCAUAGUAUAUCAUUGUACUUUUUUUGUUGUUAUUCUGUGUUCGUACUAUCAUAUUUGGAAAAGUGGUCCUCAGAAUGAUUUUAAACUGUCAUUGGUGGGCAAUGAGCUGCAAAAAGUUGAGAACCUCUGUAUUAGAGCAUUAGAAUUAUGUGUUUUUACCUUGUUUUGAAGCCUGCUUUGAGAAUAUAACUAAGUCACAAAACUGACAGCAGGUUUCAAGCAUGAUUCCAAAGCUGACAUUCCUCCCCAGAGCCAAAAGACAGUUAGGGCAUAUGGCAUAGCAUUGUAUGUAAAAAUGUUGGAGGUUGUUGAAUCUCAUUUUCCACAUUACUAAAGGGCUUGUCACAGUACUAUGUAUUCAAUAGGCAUAAGAAAAGCCCAAGAGUGACUCAUAGUGGUCACAACUACAUAAAUGAAGUUUAGAGACCGUCUUUGCGCAAAAUUGAAUGUCCUUUUUGAGGGAUCAUUUACAAGAUAUUGUAUAUAAAUGCAUAUAAAUGCUUAUUUUUCAUUUUGCAUGAUUGAGUUUUGCUUUGUUUACUUUUUAAACACAAUUUACUCUUUUUGUUAACCAUCAACAGUUUUGACUAGCAAUAGGACCUAUCAUUGAGACUGUAUUUAUAUCAUUGAGAUUGUAUUUGUAUGUUUUCAUUGGUGCUUAUUUUAGUAAAAAAUGUAAAUGUCUUCAACAAUGGCAGAAUUUUGUUUAGUUUUAAAGCCUUUCACAGGGUUACCUUGCAUUAACCCCUUCCGGAGAUUUUAUAUCAGCAUACAGCUGCGUCUAAUUAAUCUGAAGCUGUGAUUAUUUUUGAUAGCCAACUGUUCUUAAAAAUAAAUUUAGUAAUUUUGGCUAACAACUUAUCUUUUAUAUGAAUAUUUUAAUAGAAGGCAAGUAAUUACCAGUAGAGACCAACAGGGUCCAUUACGGUUUCCAGUAAAACCAAGUCCCAUGAUAAACAGUAAAACCAUUACAAAUUUUGUAAUUUGUCUGUUAUGAUCUUGUAGAUUAUGAUCUAUAGCCUGAUGGGCUAAGUAGCCUUAUGAUGUAACCUAUGAACUUUGCAUAAAAAUCUGUCUUUAUAGGCCUACUUAAGUACCAGAUAUGGGUGUCAUAAC
Carassius gibelio (silver crucian carp) is the source of this 3760-nucleotide messenger RNA. RefSeq names its product gap junction beta-2 protein-like. Bases 676 to 1476 code for a protein of 266 amino acids. The record is from RefSeq and is a predicted model, not a curated record. The transcript has 2 exons. Gene Ontology annotation, cellular component: connexin complex. Gene Ontology annotation, biological process: cell communication. NCBI's taxonomy places the organism in Eukaryota, Metazoa, Chordata, Actinopteri, Cypriniformes, Cyprinidae.